CGCCUAUGACGCGCAUCACGCGGUACCCAUUGUCGGCUCCUGAGGAGUUUUCCUGAACGGAGACACUCGGGGCAUAUCUUCAGUUAGUCCGCGGACAUCACAGAAACAAGGUGGAAAAUCAAUAGGGAUCAUCUGUAGGAAGAUAGUUUUUCGCACGGUCUCUAAAAAUGACUUGGUGGUGUACGAUUUUAGUUACGGUGGUUUUGAUAUCGGGUCACAUUUGUCAGGACUUCGGUUACGACGGUGACGAAGGACCGGACUAUUGGGGUAACAAGUUCGAGAAAUGCGUCGGAAAACACCAAAGUCCAAUCGACAUCGACGUGCAUAUCGUGAAGAAGGUGGUACUACCCAAGCUGAAAUUCAAUUUUUUUAACAAACCACUUAAUUUGGUGACCCUGGAGAAUAACGGGCACACAGUAAGAUUGAGCAUAAAGGAUGGCCCAGCUCCAAGCAUACACGGUGGUCCUUUAAACGGCACAUACUUAUUCAACCAUCUUCACUUUCACUGGGGCGACAAUGACACAUUAGGAUCUGAGAAUAUGGUGAAUCACAACAGUUUCCCGUUGGAGUUACACAUGUUAUUUUUUAAUAGUUAUUACAAAUCUGUGGAAGAAGCUUCAAAGUAUUCCGAUGGAUACGUUGUAUUGUCAUUCCUAUAUUCAACUUCCAACAAACCUAAUAAACAUUAUAACAUCUUCGAAACGGGACUAGAAUCAAUCCAACAAAUGAACGCCACCAAAGAAUUGGGAAAUUUUCCAUCGCUAGAUAAAUUUACAAUGACUGAUAGAAACGUGUACUUCACUUAUGAAGGCUCUUUGACUACACCACCAUGCUCCGAAAUUGUUACUUGGAUUGAAUUCCAAAACACAAUCCCAAUAUCACAUGACCAGAUUGAUGCAUUCAGGCAAUUGGACGGUGUAAAUGGUAAACUUAGACACAACUACAGACCUACACAAAGCAUCAAUGACAGGAUAAUUCGAAUGAAUUCUGCGACAACUUUACAAGCGACAUUCUUGAUUACGUUGUCCAGUUUUGUGAUAUUUUUAUUAAAUUGUUAAUUUAUUGUAUAUGUAACUAAUACGCUUUUGUACAUAUUUAUUUUUAGUUGUUUGUAUUAUAUGUAAUGUAUUUUUAUACCUAGAACAAAUUGUUUUGUUUUAAUAAAAUAUGAAUUUUCUUUUCAUA
This is a messenger RNA of Aethina tumida (small hive beetle), 1185 nucleotides long. RefSeq names its product putative carbonic anhydrase 3. Lineage: Eukaryota; Metazoa; Arthropoda; Insecta; Coleoptera; Nitidulidae. The record is from RefSeq and is a predicted model, not a curated record. Gene Ontology annotation, cellular component: cytoplasm. Gene Ontology annotation, molecular function: zinc ion binding; carbonate dehydratase activity. The transcript is spliced from 7 exons. Bases 168 to 1058 code for a protein of 296 amino acids.